Molecule: messenger RNA, 1368 nt
Organism: Onychostruthus taczanowskii (white-rumped snowfinch)
Lineage: Eukaryota; Metazoa; Chordata; Aves; Passeriformes; Passeridae
Gene: TFAP2D
Product: transcription factor AP-2 delta
Exons: 7
Coding region: 1-1368 (455 amino acids)
Biological process (GO): regulation of transcription by RNA polymerase II; anatomical structure development; regulation of cell population proliferation
Cellular component (GO): nucleus
Molecular function (GO): DNA-binding transcription factor activity, RNA polymerase II-specific; RNA polymerase II transcription regulatory region sequence-specific DNA binding
Source: RefSeq, a predicted model, not a curated record
AUGACAAACCUCCAGUUUUGGGGUCUUCUUUUCACUUCUUCCUUUCAGAUACGUCAUGACGGAUCAAACAGUUACCGUUUGAUGCAGCUUGGAUGCCUGGAGUCUGUGGCCAACUCGACCGUCGCCUAUUCCUCCUCAUCUCCUCUCACUUACUCUACCACGGGCACCGAGUUCGCCUCCCCGUACUUCUCCACUAACCACCAGUACACCCCACUGCACCACCAGUCCUUCCACUACGAGUUCCAACACAGCCACCCGGCAGUCAACCCCGACGCUUACUCCUUGAACUCUCUCCACCACUCCCAGCAAUAUUACCAGCAGAUCCACCAUGGAGAACCCACUGAUUUUAUCAACCUGCACAAUGCGCGGGCACUCAAGUCCUCCUGCUUGGACGAGCAGAGGAGAGAGCUGGGGUGCUUAGAUGCUUACCGCCGCCACGACCUGUCUCUUAUGAGCCAUGGAUCCCAAUAUGGGAUGCAUCCAGAUCAAAGACUCCUGCCAGGACCAAGCCUCGGGCUUGCAGCCUCGGGAGCAGACGAUUUGCAGAGCUCAGUGGAGGCCCAGUGUGGACUUGUACUCAACGGGCAAGGAGGUGUGAUAAGAAGAGGUGGCACCUGUGUUGUCAACCCCACUGACCUGUUCUGCUCCGUUCCUGGUCGCUUGUCCCUGCUCAGCUCCACUUCCAAGUACAAAGUGACCAUCGCAGAGGUGAAGAGGCGCCUUUCACCACCAGAAUGCCUCAACGCCUCCCUCCUCGGAGGUAUUUUGAGAAGAGCAAAAUCCAAGAACGGAGGACGCUGCUUGCGAGAAAAAUUAGACAGACUUGGACUAAAUUUGCCUGCAGGAAGAAGAAAAGCAGCAAAUGUCACACUCCUGACUUCCCUGGUAGAAGGGGAAGCACUACAUUUGGCCAGAGAUUUCGGCUACACCUGUGAAACAGAGUUCCCUGCCAAGGCAGUAGGAGAGCACAUUGCCAGACAGCACAUGGAACAGAAAGAGCAGACAGCGAGGAAAAAGAUGAUCCUAGCGACGAAACAAAUAUGUAAAGAAUUCCAGGACCUUCUAAGUCAAGACAGAUCACCCCUUGGAUCCUCCAGACCAACUCCAAUAUUAGACCUCGACAUCCAGAGACAUUUAACACAUUUCAGUUUGAUCACUCACGGUUUUGGAACUCCUGCAAUAUGUGCUGCCCUAAGCACUUUCCAAACUGUUCUCAGUGAAAUGCUGAACUACUUGGAAAAGCACACAUCGCACAAAAACGGAGGAGCGGCGGAAUCCGGCCAAGGACACGCCAACUCUGAGAAAGCCCCCCUGCGGAAAACUUCAGAGGCUGCUGUGAAAGAGGGCAAAACAGAAAAGACAGACUAG